GAGCAUUGCACUUCCUAUAGCAGUGAAAGGCUGUGCAUGUGAAGAAUCGGUCUAGAACUGAACUUGCCUAACUCUGCAGUUAACUCCAUUAAAAUGAUGAGAAAAGGCAGCUCCUUGGAGGACUCAGUUUUUCACUCUGCAAGUCAGAGCAGCUUCCAAAAGUCAAGUAAUAGCAUGCCAGCCAGCCCUACAGAGAACUCCGGAUCAGUAUUUAUAAGUUCAGAUGGAGAAAAUGGAACAGAUGAAAAAAGAAAGGCAGGAAAAUCACCUACUGUGUUGCUGCAGACCUCUGCCAAUGAAAUGGAGUAUUUUGAUGACCGGAAAAAACUUGAUGUUGCUAGGACAAAGAGCAGCACAGAUAGUCCACUCCUGACGAUGGAUAUCAAGAGUUACUCCAAGAUUGAAAGGAAAAAAUAUGCCUCAAAUCAGCUGAAGGCAAAUGCACACUUUCAUAAGCUGUUUCUAGAUGUUCCCAUUGAUGAGCCACUAAAACAAAGUUUUACCUGUGCUCUGCAGAAAGAAAUUCUGUACCAAGGAAAGUUAUUCCUUUCUGAAAACUGGAUUUGCUUCCAUUCCAAGGUUUUUGGUAAAGACACUAAGAUUAGUAUACCUGUGCUCUCAGUGACACUUCUGAAGAAAACAAAAACUGCUCUUCUUGUGCCAAAUGCUUUGAUCAUAGCAACAGUCACAGAUAGGUACAUGUUUGUCUCCUUACUCUCCAGAGAUACUACUUACAAGCUAUUAAAAUCUAUCUGUAGACAUCUUGAGGAUACGAGCACAGGCAACAGUCCAAAUCCCUCUUCUCUAGAAAACAGCUUCAGGGCUGAUCAUCCUACAACUCUGUCCUUGGAUUUCAAUGAAGACUAUUCUGACUUAGAUGGAAUAGUGCAGCAGCGGAGACAAGAGAUGGAAGAGUCCAGCAGCACAGGCUCUCAGACCCCGGAGCUGGAGUGCUUCCAAGAUUAUCAUCUUGUUGAGACACAGACUCACUUAAAAGUUUCCAAGGCUGAUGCAAAGUCUGUCCGUUCAGAUGCACACAAUAAACGUGGACCCGAUGGAAAAGCCCAAAACAGUCCUCGAAAUGGCCAUUCUGAAACCUUCAGGUUCUUCCACAAAGUGAAGUCCCAGAAGCUCUUAUCUCUGAACCAUGUACUUAUAUUUUACGCAAUUCUUGUUUGCGUAUUAAUAUUUUCUACGUUCUACAUGAGAUAUAAAAUCAGUGUCCUGGAGGAACGUCUUGUUUCCAUCACAUCCUUUGAUUGACAUAUUAAGGAACAUCCAGUGCGCCAAGGCUUGGGAUCUCAUCUGCAAAUUAAUGCUGAUGCCCUUUGUGAUGAGUUAACUGCUAAUCUUAUAAAAUUGGAAAAGAUACAGAACAACUUACAAAAACUACUUGAAGAUGGUGAAUGAAAUGUCAGUGUUCUUGGACUGCUUCAGACCUCAUUCUUCUCUCUUGAGAAACAGUUCCAAAGGAGCUCUGCUGGCCAGAGUUCAGGCUUCUUUAGUCCAGGCCAAGCUUAAACUACUGUAAAGCUCAUGUCAAAAUACAGAAAGUUUAUUCUUGAGCAUGUGUCUAUAUAUUUUGAAAACAUAUCUUUUGAUCUAUAUGUAUCUAUAUGUUUUGAAAAUAAGGGGAUUUUUCCUUCUCUGUUGAGUGUGAAUUAAUGGAUUUUAUAGCUUGCUUGAUUCUAGACUUGCUUUUACAGCAGUGCAAACCUCGCGCAACUCCUUUUACCUCAGCAUUUGCUUUCUUCAUAUUGUCACUGAAGCGUAAAUGGGAAGAAUUUCAGUCAUGACUCAUGUGCUGAAGUGUUGUGUGAAUGAGCUGAUAUCUGUCUCAGCUAUGGCUGUGGCUGUGCUCUUCAUUUUUACUUCGUCGUGCCCUAGCAUCCCGAAGAUCAGAAAACAGGCAUUUCUGGAUUUGCUUGUGUGAAGUUCUGAAUGUCUGAGUUGUGCUCAGUUCUCAGGUGCUGUAAAAAGGUUCAAUUCCACUUUCUGUGGCAUUGCAUCACCGCUGAGGGUAAGAUCUGUUUCUACGGGGCAUCCAAUUUCCAUUGAAGCCAAGCUUGAAAUAUGAAUGGACUCACCAGCUUACGAUCAAGUUGCUUACGAAUAGCAGUAAGGGUGACAUGUCUGCACAACUUAUAACUGCUAGGUUCAUAUGGUCUCUGUCCAUUAAGUUAAUUGACAUUAAGACCCUCAGUCACCUUUCCUUGGAGUUGCGUGGGGUUUUGGUUGGUUGAGGAGGCACAAUUUGUGUUCAAGUUGAUGGAAGUCUUGUCUUGGUAUGUGACUUCAGAGACCAGAUCUUUCCAUAUAAUGGGAACUUGUGAAUUAAUAAUGCAGCAAUCAAUCAGUAGAGUGAAUGAAAAAGUGGACUCCUUUGUUAUAUCAUACUAUUGUUUUCACAGUGCCUAAGAUGGGCUAUAUGGGGAUUUUACCUUUCUCGUUUCUGGUUAGUUUUAAAAAAGCAAUAUUUAACAUAAUAACAACUAGUAUCUAUAAAGUAACAGUAUUGUUUAUAAUAUGCUAUGCAUUUUAUAACCAUUUCUGUGAAAUGUACCUACUUUGUUUAAAUAAACCUUUUUAAAACAAGCAA
Messenger RNA from Columba livia (rock pigeon), 2599 nucleotides. RefSeq names its product GRAM domain containing 2B (gene GRAMD2B). The transcript has 14 exons. NCBI's taxonomy places the organism in Eukaryota, Metazoa, Chordata, Aves, Columbiformes, Columbidae. Gene Ontology annotation, cellular component: cytoplasmic microtubule. The record is from RefSeq and is a predicted model, not a curated record. The coding region runs from base 94 to 1263 and encodes 389 amino acids.